Molecule: messenger RNA, 1155 nt
Organism: Neurospora tetraspora
Lineage: Eukaryota; Fungi; Ascomycota; Sordariomycetes; Sordariales; Sordariaceae
Exons: 1
Coding region: 217-840 (207 amino acids)
Source: RefSeq, a predicted model, not a curated record
CUACUGAUGAUGUCAUGACCAUAACGUCACCUUCAGUGAGUACCUCUUUGGCCACCAGAUCCCAGCUCGUCCUUUAACUUGCCCAAACACCCGAACAAAACACAGCUUUCCUACCAAAACAAUGCGAAUCUUUUUGACCUUUACUACUUUAAUCAAUCGAAAUUCGUAAAAUUUACAAUCAGAACACACCAUAGGAACAUCCUCAAACAUCCAACAAUGAACCGCUUCUCCUCUCGCACCCUUUUCCGGGCCAUCGCAGCGCCCCUCGCCACCCUCCCAACGGGCCGCAUCGCUCCCCUCCACACCACCCGCUAUCUCCAAUCCACCGGCGGCUACGGCAACAGCACAACCUCGGGUCAAUCCACGGGCACCUCCUCCCCAAAAUCCUCCGAGGACGCCUCCGCCCAAUCAGGCGGCUCCCGCUCCAAAGAAGCCGUCGAGACGGGCUCCUCGCCCACCGGCGGCCAGAUCCCCAACGCUCCCGAAGGGAAGAAGUCGUCCAGCAGCAGCAGCAGCAGCUCCGGUCAGUCCAACACCUCAACCUCAAACACCGACGACAAGUUCGCCAUGCCGGAUGCUCUAGCGAACGGCGACGCCCGCGGCCGCACCGGUGGCGGCGAGCCCCUCUCGAGCUCCCAUCGGAGCGCACCGCCCCAGCCCAAGAUUAGCAAUGCUAGCGUGCCCGGCGAGACACCCAAUCUGACCAAGGAGCAGCAGGCCGAGGUGGACGAGCAUAAUAAGGACUUUGAGAAUAAGCAUGGGAGGGCGGAGCCGGCGGAGGACGAUAAGGUUAACCCCAAGUUUUGGGGCGGUGGUGGGAGGCGAUUGAAGGAGGACUAAGUUAGGUUCGGAGUGGACGAUGUUCGGGAGAUGGUGUUAAUGGACAUGAAACGGAGCUAUGGAACGAAGCCAUGAAAGGAAGCUAUGGAAUGAACACUUAGGCGUCCGUAGUGGGGGCUACACUGUGAAUAGGGUUGAAGAUAGAUGGUUGUGUGUUUGGAGCCUUGGCCAGAUGGUCAGCACUCUGGUCCAAGAAUAUCGCCUUUCCUUGCGGUGCUACCUACCUACUGAUACGGGCAAUGCAUGCAUGGAAGUUCAAGUGUACUAGAGGUACUUAUGACGGGAGAAUAAACGUCAAUAGCGGUUCAAUGGAUG